Messenger RNA from Leptosia nina, 1029 nucleotides. Lineage: Eukaryota; Metazoa; Arthropoda; Insecta; Lepidoptera; Pieridae. The record is from the annotation of a GenBank genome assembly.
AUGGCUAAAUCAUUUGUUUACGUUCUACUAACUGUACUGUGCUUCGUUUUUGUUAAUUCCGAUGAUUUAAAGUUUUAUCAAGAAAAGAAUGUCCACGAAGCUCAAGAACUAACAGACGAUGAUAUAAAAAAUCUAGCAAAUUUAUCGGAUGAAGAGCACCUACGUGAAGUGCUGAACGAGAUCCUUAUACCGCGGGUAGUUGGAACUCCUAACCAUGAGAAAGUGGGCAAUUACAUUGUGAAACAAAUGAAAGAUAUGGGCUGGGAUGUGACGGAAGAUGUCUUCGCCGAUACGACUCCAGUUUUCGGGACUUUGAACUUCCGGAACAUUAUUGCGAAGCUUAAUCCACGCGCGGAUAGAUAUCUAGUGCUGGCCUGCCAUUACGACAGCAAGUAUACGAGGGAACAUGUCUUUGUUGGUGCAACUGAUUCAGCGGUACCAUGUUCUAUGAUGAUAAAUCUCGCCAAGGUAAUGUCCAAGCAGCUCGACCCCCUGAAGUUUGGUUCUCCAAGCCUGAUGUUCAUAUUCUUCGAUGGCGAGGAGGCCUUCAAGCAUUGGGGGCCGAAGGACUCGAUUUAUGGCGCUAGGCAUUUGGCAAAGUCGUGGCACAGUACGCCUUAUAAGGAAGGCGCAAAUAAUUUGCAAAGAAUCGACGUCUUAAUGCUUCUAGAUCUGCUGGGAACGCCCGACCCGAAGUUCUACAGCUACUUUAAGUCGACGGAACGCUGGUACAUAAGGCUCGCAGGCGCGGAACAACGGCUGAGCGAGCUGGGCCACUUAACGGCCUAUUCCGCGGGCAAAUCUGACCAGACUUACUUCAGGCUGGCCAGCUCUGGAGCGUUCAUUGAGGACGACCACGUUCCGUUCAUGAGGAGAGAUGUCGACAUAUUGCAUGUCAUUCCAAAUCCGUUCCCCAAAGUAUGGCACACGGCCGGCGAUAAUUAUUCAGCGCUGGACUUCAACACCAUAGACAAUUUAAAUAAAAUUUUCCGCGUUUUCGUAGCGGAGUACUUGCAUGUCGCCCCCUAG